AUAAAUGCUGGUAAAAAACAGAAAUGUCAAGGAAAAAACGAGCAUGAUCAAGAAUAUUUUAGUCCUUACGCGCUCUGUUCCGUGUUCACAAAUCAGUCCACCAAUUCUCGCUGACUCUUCUCUUCUUCACCCCAACAACACCACCACACACGACUGACGUCAGUUUCUCUUAACGACGGCGAUUCUCUCUGUAGCAGAAAACCGUUUACGGUGCUGAACAAGUACAUUGCCGUCCAUCAGAGUGGUUCUCUCUGCAUUUCCAGGCUUCGGAGAUGGCGUCAACCUCUUCUCGUCGUGAAUGGAAAUACGAUGUGUUUAUAAGUUUCAGCGGGGAAGAUACCCGCAAUACUUUUACCAAUUAUCUGUAUUCUGCACUAAAUCUGAGAGGAAUUCUCACCUUUCUGGAUGACCGAGAGCUUGAGAAAGGAAAAUCCAUUAGCUCUGAACUUUUAGCUGCAAUUGAGCAGUCUAGAUGUGCGAUUGUCAUUCUCUCACCCAACUAUGCUCGUUCGUCAUGGUGCUUGGAUGAACUCGUCAAGAUUAUUCAAUGCAUGAAAGACAUGGGCCAACAAGUCCUCCCCGUCUUCUACAAGGUGGAUCCUUCUGAUGUGCGGCACCAAAGGGGAAGGUUUGAGCUCAAAAGGAAAACCCAAGUAGGUGUGGAAGUAAGGGAACAUGAAGAAGUUUAUGGGAAGACUGAGGACAGACUAAAUGCGUGGAGAGCUGCUUUGACUGAGGUCGCCAAUCUUUCUGGCUGGGAUUCCAAGAAUUAUCCAUAUGAAGCAAGACUAAUAGACGAAAUUGUUAAUCAUAUACUAAAGAAGUCCACGUAUACAUCUUCAAGUGUUUUCAAGGGCUUAAUAGGAAUGGAUUCCCGCAUUCAUGAUUUAUUAAGCAAUUACGUAUGUCCGCACCUUCGUAGGGUGCGUUUUAUAGGGAUCCAUGGCAUGCGGGGCAUAGGUAAGACAACACUUGCUCGAGCUAUCCAUGAUCAAAUUCGCCGGGAUUUUGACCGAGCCUACUUUCUUUCCAAUGUUAGAGAAAUGUCUAAAAACAAUGGCCUAGUUUCUCUUCAAGAAAAACUUCUUUCCGAAAUCCUAAUGGCAAAAAUUAAAAAUAUAGAGCAUGAAGACACAGGAGCUGCUAUGAUUGAAAGGCGGUUCUGCAGAACAAAGGUGCUUGUUGUUAUUGAUGAUGUGGAUCAGUUGACACAAUUAGAGAAAUUGGCUGGAAGUCGCAACUGGUUUGGUCCAGGGAGUAGAAUCAUCAUAACCACCACAGAUGUUCAGUUGUUAAAGGCACAUGAUGUUGAUGCUACAUACAAGGCUAACGGGAUAAACUGUGAUGAAGCACUUCAACUUUUGAGUUUGAAGGCUUUUAAGAAAUGUCCCCCACCAGAAGAUUAUUUGCAUCUGUGCUACCAUAUUUUAGGGUAUGCUCAGGGGCUUCCGUUGGCUCUCGUGGUUUUAGGUUCUUUUCUAUUUGGUAGAAGCACUGAUGAAUGGGCAAGUGCAAUAGAUAGGCUAAAGCACACACCGCAUAAACGCAUUAUAAACGUGCUUCGGAUUAGUUUUGAUGGACUGGAUGAAAAAGACAGAGAAAUAUUCCUACAUAUUGCUUGCUUUUACAAGGGGAAGGAUAAGGAUCGUGUGACACAAAUACUAGACUAUUGCCAGCUAAACCCUGUCAUUGAUUUAAGUGUUCUUGCUGAUAGAUCUCUCAUAACUAUCUCCAACAACGAACUGUGGAUGCAUGAUUUGCUACAAGAAUUGGGCUGGGAAAUUGUUCGUGAACAGUGUCCCAAAGAGCCAGGCAAGCGUAGCAGAUUAUGGUCUCAUGAAGACAUCAACAAUGUGCUGAAGGAAAAUAAGGGAACAGAUUCAAUCCAAGGCAUGGUAAUGGAGUUGACUAAUUUACAAGUGGCUCAUUGGAAGCCAGAAGCCUUUUCAAAUUUGUCGCAACUUAGGCUUCUCCAUAUUCGUAAUGUGGACCUUCCCAAAGGCCUCUCUUGUCUUUCUAAUUCCUUGAGACUCCUCGAAUGGACUGGGUGUCCCUUAAGAUCUCUCCCAAAAAAAUUUAAAGCAGAUGAACUUAUUGAACUUAACUUGUGCCACAGCAACAUUAAACAGCUUUGGAAGGGAACAAAGAAUUUCGACAAGUUGAAGUUCAUCAAACUCUGCCAUUCUCAAAACAUUGUGGAGACCCCAGACCUCGCAGGUGUUCAGAAUCUUGAGACUUUAGAUCUUGAAGGAUGUUCUCAUUUGGUAAGAAUCCAUCAAUCCCUUGGAUUUCUCAAAAAGCUUAUUUCUCUGAAUCUUAAAGACUGCAAAAGUCUCAAGAGUCUGCCAAGUAGAAUUGAAAUGGAAUCUCUUGAAACAUUAAUUCUUUCUAACUGCUCAAAAGUUAAGAAGAUUCCCAAGUUUGUUGGAAAUAUGGAACAUUUGUCGGUGCUUUAUCUUGAUGAGACUGCCGUUGAGGAACUGCCUGUUUCAAUUGAACGGCUGACUGGCCUUUUGACAUUGAAUCUAAGCAACUGCAGAAAUCUUGUUUCUCUUCCAAGGACCAUCAAUAAAUUGAAGUCUAUUGAAAAUCUUAAUCUUUCUGGAUGCUUGAAACUCGGCAAACAUCAGGUAAAUGUGGGGGAGAUGGACUGUUUUGAGGAAAUGUCAUCUGCCCAUGGUUGCAUAAAAUAUGUGAGAGGUUCAAUCUUACAUGGGUGCAAAGUAGUUUGGGGAUCUUUAGAAAAGUUCUUGCCUUCUGGAUUGGUGCAAAAAGUGAAUACAGAACCAAUGAGUUUCCGCUUGCCUAUAUCUCAAAAAGUGAAUACAGAGCCAAUGAGUUUCCGCUUGCCUAUAUCUCAAAAAGUGAAUACAUAGCCAAUGAGUUUCCGCUUGCCUAUAUCUCAAAAAGUGAAUACAGAGCCAAUGAGUUUCCGCUUGCCUAUAUCUCAAAAAGUGAAUACAGAGCCAACGAGUUUCCACUUGCCUCUUUCUGGUCUGUGUAAUUUAACAUAUCUGAACCUGAGUAAUUGCAAUCUUGGUGAAGGAGCAUUUGCCAACGAAUUUGGUUACUUUCCCUCUUUGGUGACCUUGAAUCUAAGUGGAAACAAUUUUGUUCGCCUUCCUUCAGGCAUUGGAUUGCUUUCUAAGCUUGAGAACUUUAACUUGGAGAAUUGCAAGAGACUUCAAGUGUUGUCAGACCUUCCAUCAAAUAGUAGUCUAGAUUUAAGGGCAGAUGGUUGUACUUCACUGAAAUACUUGUUUGAUGCAUCAAAUUUGAACAGAUUAAACAAAUCAUAUUUCAAUUUCAUCAAUUGCUCCAAUCUAAAUGGCAAUCAAGGAUGCAAUAACAUAGCGUUUGAAAUGCUGAAGGCAUUCAUGUAUCAGGGAAUCUCUAAUAACAGGGAAACUUUUCAAAUUGUAAUUCCCCGAAGUAAUAUUCCUCAGUGGUUCAGCCAUCGGAGUACUGGGUGUUCCCUAAGUGUAUAUCUACCUGCACAUUGGAAUAACAGUCAGUUUUUGGGAUUUGCUUUGUGUGCUGUUUUUGUACUCCAUGAGCACCAUCGGGUGGAUGAGCUUUAUAUAGAUGAAUUCAAGACUUUUAAUGCAACACAUCAUCUUGUAUGUUGCCUGAAGGUCGAUGGAAGAGAAUUGGAAGUAUAUGGCAGACAGCCUGCAUUUCGUUUUAGUGAAGAAUUUUGCCAGAUUGAAUCAGAUCACCUAUGGCUAUUCUAUGUAUCGAAAGAUAAAUACUUUGGUACAGAGUGGUGGCAUAACAGUUGCAGUCAGCUUGAGUUCUUAUUUGAAACCAGGGGGCCGGGUCUGAAGGUGAAGGAGUGUGGAUUCCGUCUGAUAUAUGAGCAAGAUGUGCAAGAGUUGAACAAAACAACCACUCAAUCAAGUAGUGGGAUGUCUCCUUAUGAGGAUAUAUUGAUUAAUUUUGACAUUCCAGUUGCAGGGGGAACCAGUGGCAGUGGUAGAACUUGCACGCUUGAAGAAUUAUAAGACUGGCAGAAAUAUAGGGUAUCCACCACUGGCCACUCUGAAAGACCAUAAUUAAGGACUUUCUGAUCCCAUGGUUGGAAAUGAGUUGCAGAUCGUAAAUGGCCAAUGCCUCCUCUUCUCUCAUUUUGAAUUUCUGCAGUAAUUACUUUCUGGAGCUCUCUUGUCUUCAUCUUUUACAGUUAGCAACACUACUAGCUAGGGAUAGAUCUGUAGCUGGGUUGAUAUUCAUUCUGGCAUCAGAUAAAUCUUGCACGCAUCUUGGAAACUUUUGCACUGGGCUGAACAUACAUAUAGAGAAAUGGUUGGAAAUACAUCUCAGGUAGAUGGUGAUGAUGUUGACUGGGAUACUGAUGAUGAGCUUGAGAUUGAAAACUUCACUUUAUCUUCUUCAGCUAAUCCAGGCUCUGGGGAGGCCGUGGCUCUCUUCUCAAAUUCACCAAAUUGAAAACAAAAACCCUUUCGGAAAGGUCAGUUCUUCUCCUUUCUGUCUUUACAGUUUGAGUCAACUUCUCCUUGAUGGUUAAAUGUUAAUAUUUUCUAUCUUCUGGGUUCUCUGGGCUCCCAUUUCUGAAUGUUUAUCUGAAUCAACUAAGGGCCUGUUUGGAUUUGAGGAUUUGGAUUUGGACCCUUCAAAUCCAAAUCUAUCCGUUUGGCAGAUCGUGUAUUUGGAUUUCAAAUCAUCUUGCUCAAAUCCACACCCCAUUUUUCUUAAGAAUUUCAAAUAACUAGUCAAGGGUAGUUAUUUGAAAUCACUUGCCAAAAAAAAAACCACUCCGUCUCUCUCCAUCGUCUCCGAUGACCGUCCUUCUCCUCCGUGCUGAGAUCCAUCGCCGCGGCCAACGCUGUGUAAGCGUUCGCGUCCUCUGUGAUUCACUCCGACUCCACCUCCGGUUUGCUACACUUCCCGAUCCCCUCCACGGUCGACAACAUCACAAACCCUCUCUGCAGCAACUGCAAAAUCAGCCCGAAGUCGGACCCAGGGGUCGAUGACCCCGACCCGGAGCUGAAGUUGACAAACUCGAGGUUAGGUCGAUUGUCGGAGGCGCGUCUCACGGCGUCAAACUCUCUUUCUCUGUUGAUGUUUUCUCAUAACGAUCUGGGUUGCAAGCUUCAGAAACUAUAUAUGA
This is a messenger RNA of Rosa rugosa (rugosa rose), 5131 nucleotides long. Its product is annotated as disease resistance protein RPV1-like. Gene Ontology annotation, biological process: defense response; signal transduction. Bases 273 to 2876 code for a protein of 867 amino acids. Gene Ontology annotation, molecular function: ADP binding. The transcript is spliced from 11 exons. The record is from RefSeq and is a predicted model, not a curated record. Lineage: Eukaryota; Viridiplantae; Streptophyta; Magnoliopsida; Rosales; Rosaceae.